AUUUACAAACAUUAUUAUGGCAGAUAGUUUUGUAUUUUGUAUUUUUUUACCCCAAUGUUAAAUGAAAAUUUGUAAAAAAAAUCGAGAAAAUUAAAAUAAGAAGAUCAUGGAAGCUGUAUUUAGUGAUUUACAGAAACAGGGGAAAAAUAACGUCGACAAUUUGGUGAAAUGGUUAAAAGAUGCAAAAAUAAUAGACCAAAGCAAAGAACAAGAGGAGAAACUCCGCAGUUUCUUCGCCGACGUGCCGGACAAGAAGAAUGUGGCCGUGGACAAGUUUAAAGAAGUUCUCGGUAAAGUCACAGAAGAAUUCAAGAAGAACGCAGAAGUAGUGGCCAAGCAGUUGGCGGAGAACGGGCCCAAGUUGCUGCAGGCGGUUAGACAGGCGGCAGAGGGGGCUACUAGCGUGGUAAAAGAUCUCAUACCUAAAGGGAAGUGAGGAAAUAAAGUGGUUCGUGAGGUGGAAA
This is a messenger RNA of Helicoverpa armigera (cotton bollworm), 464 nucleotides long. RefSeq lists its product as uncharacterized. The transcript has 2 exons. The record is from RefSeq and is a predicted model, not a curated record. Gene Ontology annotation, molecular function: tubulin binding. NCBI's taxonomy places the organism in Eukaryota, Metazoa, Arthropoda, Insecta, Lepidoptera, Noctuidae. Gene Ontology annotation, biological process: microtubule polymerization. Bases 107 to 436 code for a protein of 109 amino acids.